Molecule: messenger RNA, 1338 nt
Organism: Alosa sapidissima (American shad)
Lineage: Eukaryota; Metazoa; Chordata; Actinopteri; Clupeiformes; Clupeidae
Gene: sncb
Product: synuclein, beta
Exons: 6
Coding region: 147-524 (125 amino acids)
Biological process (GO): chemical synaptic transmission; synaptic vesicle endocytosis; synapse organization
Cellular component (GO): neuronal cell body; cytoplasm; axon terminus
Molecular function (GO): cuprous ion binding
Source: RefSeq, a predicted model, not a curated record
GUACGCUGCUAUUGGUUGAGCGCAAACAGAGGAAGGCCCACCUAGUGAUUAUAUUGUGAGAUUUCCCCGUUAGAACAUAUUUGAGUAGUGUGCAAUUGAACCAUAAGGAGAAGUGACAUUUGGGGAAAAAAAGUGACGGGGCCAAGAUGGAUGUUUUUAUGAAGGGGCUUGCUAAAGCUAAAGAAGCUAUGGACGUGGCCGCCGAGAAGACCAAGGAAGGAGUGGCGGUGGCCACGGAGAAGACGAAGGAGGGCGUCAUGUUUGUAGGGAAUAAGACCGCAACAGUGGCCGAGAAGACCAAGGAGCAGGCAUCGCAGCUCGGCGGCGCUGUAAUGUCAGGCGCCGGGAACAUCGCCGCAGCCACUGGCCUCGUGAAGAAAGACGAAUUCCCCUCCGACAUGAAUCCGGAGUUCGGUCAGGAGGCCACCGAGGAGCCAGCAGGGGAGCAGCUCAUGGAGCCUGAGGGGCAGACAUACGACGAGACUCAACAGGAGCAGACCCAGGACUACGAGCCUGAGGCUUAAGCUGACCAUUCCAGUGUCCAGCCAGCAGCACAAUAAAGGUUUAUAUCAAUACCAAGGACAAAUGCUGACCCCAUCACAAUAACCCCGGUUGCAAAAAAACCCAACAAAAUCCAAGAGCAAAACACCCACAAAAAUAUCAAACAUUCCUGCCGAGAGAAAAAAAAAUGUUCUUCCUUACAGAAAAUACUUUUAUUAUGAUCUAUUGUAAAUGUCAUGGUAUUUCUGUAACGUGUUGGGUGUAGUUUUAUUAUCAACAUGGGUGACUCUGUCUCAUUCCCUUGACUCCCUCCCAAAGAAAUGAGACCCGAGGCCCAUUUGUGAAUCUUUGUACUUGUGUCUCUGUAUUUCUAUAUUUGUGUGAUAGAUGUUUCGGAUCUUCCAAUACAGAUAUUGGGGGAGAAAAAUUCUUCGGGUAAAUGUAUACAAAAGCAACAGUAUGCUAUAGCUGUGUACAAUGCCUGUUUGUGUAUUCUCUUUUUUCAUUUACUAUUGAAGCAAUUUGUUGAUUUUACUGUUUUUCAAGUAAGAGUUUUAUACAUUGUACCUUUAUAGUUGCUUGUGAUAUCAUUUCAGUGAGGUAUCUGUCGGACUUGGGCAACUUGUACAUGUUUGUGCGUGCGUUGCGUGUGUGUGUGUGUAUGUGAGGUGUGUUGGUGAAAUGACAAUUUAACAAGUCAAGUCUAAAUGUGUCUCAAGCUCUCAGUGGAUGUCAGUAUGUGCUUUACAAAGCUGGAAAUGUCGGUAUCAAGAUUUCUGUGUCAAGCAAGACAUGCAAAUCCUCUGUAAAUAAAGAAGAUAUAAAAAAAAAGACGUG